CCGAGAGUUGUCAUCCUCACUACACCUGUGCUGCCGCCUCCUGGACGGACGCGACUCCUUUUGCAGCGACUGUACUAUAAGUGAACGGACAGCCUAUGAGCCCCACUCAAAGCGAGAGAACCACACACAAGGAGCGGGAUGGCGUGGAUACCAGCGCUGCACAUCCGCGUCCUUCUCGUGGGUUUCUCCCUGACCGGGUGCCUGGCACUCCGGGCGGGCAAAGGUGAGACGUCGCCUGACGAGGAGCGGGACAGGGAGAGCGACGCGGAGACGCCGUGCGAGGUGAAAACCGUCACCGUGUCCACCCUCCCCGUGCUCCGGGAGAACGAGUUCAGCUUCACCGGCGGAGCCUCCGGGAGCGUGGUCGGAGGAGGAGGAGGAGGGAGCGCUGCUUCUGCUUCGGCUGCUGCUGCUGGAGCAGGUGGUGCUGCUGGUGGAGGAGGAACCGGAGGAGGAGGAGGAGGUGGAGCGGGGGGAGGAGGGGGCGAAUCCCGGCUGCUGUUAUUCGUCCGCACCGACCUACCUGGCCGAAUUUCUGUAAUGGAUGAUCUGGACAACACGGCUCUCCCCUACUUCACACUCGAGAUGUCAGGUACAGGAGAGGAGAUUUCCCAGGUGCACUGGAAGCAGCAGUGGUUGGAAAAUGGGACGCUGUACUUCCACGUGUCCAUGACCGAGCCUGAACUGAUGGCACAGACGACACAGCCCACAGCUCGGGAACCAGCUCAUGCACUGCAUGAACACAUGCAUCUGCUUCACAUCUCAGUUAUGGGGGGACUCAUUGCCCUUCUCCUUCUAAUUCUCCUCUUCACCCUUGUCCUGUAUACCCGUCACCGAUGGUGCAAGCGUCGCCGGAUCCCCCAAAAAAGUGCCAGCACAGAAGCCACCCAUGAGAUCCACUACAUCCCCUCCGUCCUGCUUGGUCCGCAGGGCCGUGACAGUUACCGGGGCACCCGGGGCACUCACCAGCAUGGUAGCUCUGUAAUUGGAAUGCCCAUUCGCGAGACUCCCAUUCUUGAUGAUUACGACUGCGAUGAGGAGGAUGGAGGCGGACACUCACUUAACUCCACGCCCAAUCAGCUCCACAACAAGUUCAAUGAUGGGAAGGUUCUGGAUGAAUAUGGAGUUAACGUUGGCAUUGGAGGGCAUGCAGACAUUAUGCACAAGGAUGACAAUAUCAAACAUAACUUUGAUAAAACAGCUAUCGACACAAACACUGACUCGAUAGAGGAUUUGAUGCAGAGGUUCCAGGACAGCUUUCGUGUUCACAACACACCAACCAACAUGUCUCAUUAUGAGCAUGCCGUGCACAGCUCAUCGACAGGCCGGCGGAGGGUCUCCAGCCACACCAGAGUGACUGGAGGGGUGUAUGGUCCCCAAGGGGAAUCAAGCUCAGAACCUGAAGAUGACAAUCAAAUGAAGUUUUAUACAGAGCAGAAUAGAGGACGAAGGCGCAGCAAAGGCCACUCACAAAGUCCUCUGAAUAAGGUCACCCUGACACUGAUUACCAUCAGCACAUGUGUCAUUGCCAUUGUCUAUGCUACACAGGACUCCUGCCCCCUCACCGUCAAGGUUACUCUCCAUGUGCCAGAGCAUUUUGUUGCAGAUGGAAGUAGUUUUGUGGUGAGCAUGGGCAGCUUCCUGGAUGUCUCCAAUUGGCUAAAUCCAGCUAAGCUAACGCUUUACUAUCAGACCAAUUCGUCAACUCAGUGGGUCCAUGACUACUGUGGCCAAAGAACCACCGAGCCCUGUGAACAGAUCUGUGACCAGGAAACAGGAGAAUGCAGCUGUCAUGAGGGUUAUUCUCCAGACCCUGUCCAUAAACACCUUUGUGUUCGUAGUGACUGGAGUCGCAACGAAGGUCCUUGGCCAUAUGCUAACUUGGAGAAAGGCUACGACCUAGUCACAGGAGAGCAGGCCCCAGAGAGAAUCUUCCGAUCAUUCUACAGUUUGGGGCAAGGAUUGUGGCUGCCAGUAAGCAAAAGCUUUGUUGUGCCACCAGUGGAGCUGUCAAUCAACCCCAUCGCCAGCUGUAAGACAGAUGUGUUGGUUACCGAAGAUCCAGGAGAGGUCAGGGAAGAGGCAUUGAUGUCCACGUACUUCGAGUCAGUGCAGGACCUGUUGGCAUCUUUUGGGCCUGUCCGUGACUGCUCCAAAGACAACGGUGGCUGCAAAAAAAAUUUUAAGUGUGUAUCUGAUCGACAGAUGGACUCCUCAGGAUGCAUG
Fundulus heteroclitus (mummichog) is the source of this 2226-nucleotide messenger RNA. Its product is annotated as astrotactin-2-like. Lineage: Eukaryota; Metazoa; Chordata; Actinopteri; Cyprinodontiformes; Fundulidae. The transcript is spliced from 11 exons. Gene Ontology annotation, biological process: neuron migration; neuron cell-cell adhesion. The record is from RefSeq and is a predicted model, not a curated record. The annotation marks the transcript as partial.